CUCCUCCUUUGGGCCGAGACAAGAAGUGAAAAAAAACAACAUUCUUUUUUCUGUUUGUCAUGUACAGACAUCAUCGAUGGAACUCUGCUAAAACGUAAAACAUGAGGACUCUCUUGGUUAUUCUUCUUACAGUGGUUGUUGAAUGUAGUCUUGGAACAGGCCUGCAAAACAUCAGAAUAAAUACUUUAUCUCGAAAUAAAAGAGAACAGGAUUGUGGUCCUGGAAAAUACUCUAUAGAAGAGCGCUGCUGCGUGAACUGUGAUGCUGGUGAAUUUGUAGAACAUUAUUGUAAUGAGGAAAAUGGGAAAUCAACCUGUAAGCCAUGUGUUGAAGGGAAAGAGUAUAUGGCCCAACCAAGUGGUUAUACUGAAUGUAUAAGGUGUACGACCUGUGAUGCUGGUCAUGGUCAGACUGAGAGUUCUCCCUGCACGGUCACACAGAACGCAAAAUGCAAAUGCCAAGAGAAUUUUUUUUGUAAUAAAACUCAACAUAUGUCAUGCACAAAGUGUCUGCAUUGUACAAAAUGCGAGCAUGGCGAUGCUGAAGCAUGUACACAAGAAAAAGACACUAUAUGUAAAGACAACAGAUCACAUAUCGCUGCAGUAGUAAUUUUGUGCAUAAUUGGAGUUCUCAUCACUCUGACAUGUGUAUAUUUAUGGAAAGAUAGAAUCUUAAUGAUUUGCAGAAAUAAAUCGAGACAACCAGAGAUAAGGAAAUUCACAAAGGUAGAAUACGUGGAUGAGGAGAUGGGGGCAGUGCAAGGGGGAUCCUCAAAGUUUGAGCAGAGCCAUGAAAGAUCCUUGAAUUUUGUCAAGUAUGAAACAAGACAUAAAAACAAAAGGGUGGAAUUUUUCAGUGAGUCUGAAGUAAAUGGCCCAGUGAACGGCACAAAUGAAUCCAAUAUGAACGCUAAUGGAGUCACAAACACAAUGCAGAUCUCGGUUCUCUUCCCUUCCAUGCAGAUCUCUGUUCUCUUCCUGUCCAUGCAGGUCUCUGUUCUCUUCCUGUCCAUGAAGGUCUAUGUUCUCUUCGCUUCCAUGCAGGACUCUGUUCUCUUCCCUUACAUGCAGCUGUGUCCUCCUGAUCUUAAAGAUAUGUGUUUUUUUCUGCAUUUAGAUAUUGAUUUACAACCAUUUCUAGCGGUUUUCGCUGAUCAAAUGCAAUUAAAGGAUGUACUUUAUUGCGUAAGAACAUUGUCAAAGCAGUCCAGUAAAAUUGAAGAUAUUAAUAGCAAUUCUAAUGCUGGAGAAAAGAAAUACCAGUUACUGAAGUUAUGGUAUUUUGAACAUGGAAUAACGGGAGCAUUUAAAGUACUACUUGAAACACUUGCUAAUCACGGAAACACACGUACUGCUGAAGUACUUAUACAAACUGUGAAGGAACAAAAUAAAUUACCAGUUGCAGCACAAUAGGGAUGUAACCGCUGGAAAGAGGAGAUAAGAUGCGUUACAUUUGCAUAAUCUAUUCCGUUUUGUUUUACAAACGAUUUUAUGAAAUUACAUCGUUUAGUAUUAAUAAAAUAUAUUUUUUUAAACU
Messenger RNA from Pelobates fuscus (common spadefoot toad), 1536 nucleotides. It is a transcript of the gene FAS, whose product is annotated as Fas cell surface death receptor. The transcript is spliced from 15 exons. The coding region runs from base 102 to 1412 and encodes 436 amino acids. Lineage: Eukaryota; Metazoa; Chordata; Amphibia; Anura; Pelobatidae. Gene Ontology annotation, biological process: necroptotic signaling pathway; motor neuron apoptotic process; negative regulation of apoptotic process. Gene Ontology annotation, molecular function: protein binding; tumor necrosis factor receptor activity. The record is from RefSeq and is a predicted model, not a curated record. Gene Ontology annotation, cellular component: external side of plasma membrane; membrane raft; CD95 death-inducing signaling complex.